CUUUAAACAGAGCUAAAUCCAAGCCAGCCAUCCAUUGAUUUCAACAGCUAUGUUAAAUACACAAACAAAAACUGUUAAACAUUGUUUAAUGUUAUGUUUAGCUCGUGAUAAUCCGAUUUGGCCAUGGAUUAUGUUAAAGUAAUAUGCUGCAAGUUGGCAUUGGGGAGACUUUGAAGCUGUGGAAGGGAGUGGUGUGAUGUUUACAAGUCUGCAGAUUUUGCAGUAACCCAGUUAAGUUAGUUGGCUAUACAGUUGUAGUUUGUGGUGCUCCAUUAUGUGUGUUACUUGAAGGACGAAUUUUAAAAAUACACAUGUUUUUAAAUAAAUUCUCAAAAUACAUAUGUUAUAAAAAAAAAUUCCCAAAAUACACAUGUUUGGGCAUCACCGUUGUUGUCAACCGCAGUGAAUGCAUUCAUUGCGGCAGACCAAAGCGGUGGAUGCAUCAUCGCGGUUGACGGCCGCGGUGAAUGCCCGACUUAACACUGAAACUUCAAAUAAACGUAACUUUGCGCUCGGUAUCCGAUUGUAGCGAAUUUUUUUUUAUUCCAUAUUACUUUUCAAGAUCUUUCAAUCUGCAAGAAGGCUUCAUCUAAAAAAAAUGUCGUUUGUUAUCCCGAACGAGCAAUUUUUCGAUUUUGCCAAACUUUGGAAGGACAUAACUUUUAGCUCCUCCAUCCGAACGUCGUAAAGUUUUUUUUGAUUGCGCAUAACUUUUUAAGAACUACAACUUUGGCUAGGAAAUAUUGACGGUGUUAACGGAGGCUGACGGAGAGUGACGAAACGUAAAAUGUUUAACCACUUUCAGUGACUACGAAUGGAUAAAAUACUUUUAAAUGUGAACUUUUUCACACUUUUAAUGACUAACCUUGCAAUUUACCCCAAAAUUUAUUAUCCUAAUUCUGGUUGACCGUUGAAUUAUCGAAGCUCAAAAUCCGGCGGAAACCAUAUUGACAUAUCCUAUCCCUUUCGGCGUUCGUUCUCCGCUGCCACUUCCCGGCGGUUAUUAGCUCGCCGGCCGCCGCCACCUACCAUCCGGCGCUAAAAAACAAGCAAGGUAAUUCUCAAAUUCCACCACUACGCAAAAGUUCUCUGCUUUUUUUUAUCAGUUUCCAUUUCCUGCCUAAUUAAUUCGUUUCCUUUUAAUCAGUGAGACUACAUAAUCGGAGUUCACUCCACUUCGGGACCAAAAACUGAACACGUUGGACUAAACCCUAAAAGCUUCCAGCUUUCCGCCGAUGGCGUCGUCUACUCGCCUCUCCCAGCCGCCGGCUUUCUCCAAAGCCCUGCUUCACCCUCUCGCUCGUGACCCAUUCCCCAAAAUCACUUCUUUGCCACUGAGAUUCAAUCGACAGUUCCCCCGCCACUCCCUUUCUCUUCGCGCGGUCAUUUCCCAAAACCCUGCCAAAACCUCUUCGCCGCAGACCAAUCAGUUUGAGCACUGUUUCAGCAAAUCGUCUGAUGGGUUCCUCCAAUGCGAGAACGUCAAGGUCCAGGAUAUUAUGGAGAGUGUCGAGAGGAGGCCGUUCUAUUUGUACAGCAAGCCUCAGAUUACUCGGAAUGUGGAGGCAUACAAUGAUGCUCUGCAGGGAUUGAAUUCGAUUAUUGGGUAUGCUAUUAAGGCCAACAAUAACUUGAAGAUUUUGGAGCAUUUGAGGUCGUUGGGUUGUGGGGCUGUUCUGGUUAGUGGGAAUGAGCUGAGAUUGGCUCUCAGGGCUGGAUUUGAUCCUACCAAAUGUAUAUUUAAUGGAAAUGGAAAGCUGUUGGACGAUUUGGUCUUGGCUGCUCAAGAAGGUGUCUUUGUGAAUAUAGACAGUGAAUUUGAUUUGGAAAAUAUUGUGGCAGCUUCUAGGAUUGCUGGCAAGAAGGUUAAUGUCUUGCUUCGAAUCAACCCUGACGUGGACCCUCAGGUACAUGCAUAUGUUGCCACUGGGAACAAGAACUCAAAGUUUGGCAUCAGAAAUGAGAAGCUGCAAUGGUUUCUGGAUGCUGUUAAGGCACACCCAGAUGAGCUUAAGCUUGUUGGUGCUCACUGCCAUCUCGGGUCAACAAUUACCAAGGUGGACAUAUUUAGGGAUGCUGCAGUUCUGAUGGUCAACUACAUUGAUGAAAUUCGUGCUCAAGGAUUUGAAGUCGAUUACCUAAAUAUUGGAGGUGGUUUGGGCAUAGAUUACUAUCACUCUGGCGCUGUCCUGCCCAAGCCGAUGAAUCUCAUUGACACUGUUCGCGAAUUGGUGCUGUCAAGGAAUCUCAAUCUCAUAAUUGAACCAGGCAGAUCCCUCAUUGCCAACACCUGUUGCUUGGUAAAUAGGGUAACAGGCGUCAAGACAAAUGGAACCAAGAAUUUCGUUGUGAUAGAUGGCAGCAUGGCGGAGCUCAUCCGUCCUAGUCUCUAUGAUGCUUAUCAGCACAUCGAGCUAGUGUCUCCUCCACCACCUAAUGCAGAGGUGUCAACCUUUGAUGUCGUCGGUCCAGUGUGUGAGUCGGCUGAUUUUCUUGGGAAGGAGAGGGAACUUCCUACACCAGCCAAGGGAGCCGGGCUGGUUGUUCAUGAUGCGGGAGCUUAUUGCAUGAGCAUGGCAUCAACUUAUAAUCUCAAGAUGCGGCCUCCAGAAUACUGGGUGGAGGAAGAUGGAUCAGUAGCCAAGAUCCGACACUCAGAGACAUUCGAAGACCAUAUGCGAUUCUUCGAUGGCCUGUAAUCUGGAUCAAGCUUCAUGUUAUCAUGGAAAUGGACCUAUGAGAUAUGUAUUCGUCACUUGUAACCUUCACAUUACCUAGAACAAUUGCAGGUUUUGUGGUGUAAACCAUUUGUGUGUUCAUUUGGUCUCUGAACCCAUCUGGGGCAGAAAUAAAAAGGCAAUGCUCUGCAUUAGUACUUGCAUUUCAGACCUGCUUCCCUGCAAAACCCAAGAAUUUGAUCACUUGGUUAUCCCUGCGGUUUUGCUAGAGGAUCAGCCAUUGCUAAACCCGUAAACGGUAAACUCCAAGUAAAGGUCGAACUUUGGGGUCAACAGCACAUCAUGUAUGAAACAAAUUAACCAGCCUUAGUUUGUCUUGGUAAACAUUAUUCUUGGGCAACUUGCUAGAAUAUGUCCUACGAGAGACAUCGGCCAGAGAAGCACAUCAAAGAACAUGAAAUCUGUACCACAGACUCCAUUCCUUCCUUCACAUGCCAAUUUAGCAGGAGGCAGGCUCCAUUGCGUAUCGAAAGCUGAAAAGGAAAAUGUUCGAAACUACAAAUGAAGCACAGCUCCAAAGAACCCUUUGCUCACCAGCCAAUGCCCUGGCUUCUUUUUGGAGGGUUCAUCUCUGCCUUAGCUUUUGAUGACUGGUCAGUCUCACUGGCUAACUGGCUCUCUGCCUCAGGCGACACUGCUGAUUCAGGAAUCAGAUUGAGAUUAGGCACCAGGUUGAACGAACGAGAGCUCUUUUCCUUACACUGCAUGGAUUGGAUUGCUCUCACUCAUUCACUCCAAAAGUAUCACUCUUUCCCACUUUCUUGCUUUUUUUGGUCCCCUGCUGUUUGUGUCUGCAAUUUUUCUGAACCCUUUUGGCCAAUGAAUCUCGGAAUCUUUGAAUAAUGGGGUUUGUUUCCUCUUUUCCCCUGUUUCCCCUGUUAUCUCUUUUCUUUUACUUUGUGGAGCAGAAUGUGAAUACAAAUCCACCACCACAUCAUGCCAUAUCUUUUUAUCCCAUCUAGAUGAGAAUAUCAGAGUCAUCAUGCCAAGUUCUGUCCUUUGGAAUCCGAAUUUCACCCUCAUCAACAGCCAGCAUAUUUCAAAUUCUCAUUCUCCAGUGAAGUUUCUCCCACUUCUACAACUCCUUAUUGGGUUCAUCUAAUCCAUUUUUGCUAGGAACCCUUUUCGCAGAAGUUACGGUAAAUCACGAUCACUAGAAUGGUAAGCUAUUAGCUAUGUCAUGGCAGUAGACGAAUCGAAAUUUGAAACAGACGAGAUGGUCUGGCAUAAGUGAGAUUCUUCAUAAACUGAGAUCUAAAUC
Linum trigynum is the source of this 3999-nucleotide messenger RNA. The record is from the annotation of a GenBank genome assembly. Lineage: Eukaryota; Viridiplantae; Streptophyta; Magnoliopsida; Malpighiales; Linaceae.